GACGAAGGAGCAUUUUUCUACGUGCGCAGAACGGAGAGAGAAGUUGAUCGCAGCGAUGGCAAGAACCAAGCAGACCGCUCGUAAAUCCACCGGUGGUAAAGCCCCGAGGAAGCAGCUCGCUACUAAAGCUGCCCGGAAGAGCGCCCCAGCCACCGGCGGCGUCAAGAAGCCCCACCGUUACAGGCCCGGGACCGUGGCUCUCCGAGAGAUCCGUCGCUAUCAGAAGUCCACCGAGCUGCUGAUCCGCAAACUGCCUUUCCAGCGUCUGGUGCGAGAGAUCGCUCAGGAUUUCAAGACGGACCUGCGCUUCCAGAGCUCCGCUGUCAUGGCCCUGCAGGAGUCCAGCGAGGCUUAUCUGGUCGGUCUGUUCGAGGACACCAACCUGUGCGCCAUCCACGCCAAGAGAGUCACCAUCAUGCCCAAAGACAUCCAGCUGGCCCGCCGCAUCCGCGGAGAGCGCGCUUAAACCCGCCGCUGCCAAACACCCCAAAGGCUCUUUUAAGAGCCACCGACACCGCACUGAACGAGACCGUUUCCACUGCAAUAAUGAAUAUAA
Molecule: messenger RNA, 556 nt
Organism: Carassius carassius (crucian carp)
Lineage: Eukaryota; Metazoa; Chordata; Actinopteri; Cypriniformes; Cyprinidae
Product: histone H3-like
Exons: 1
Coding region: 56-466 (136 amino acids)
Cellular component (GO): nucleosome
Molecular function (GO): structural constituent of chromatin; DNA binding; protein heterodimerization activity
Source: RefSeq, a predicted model, not a curated record